AUGGAGUCGGCACCAUGGCGCCCCCUAUUCGAAGAGCAUGUUCAAGCUGCAGGUAGCCCACUACUAUCAUUUGCAACUGUAUCCAGGGACAAAAACGGCAAUUCGUUCCCUCGAGUAAGGACCUGUGUUCUCCGGGGCUUCUUUGCUGGCCUGCAGCUACAUCCCAAUGCAAAGCAUGACCUGAAGUUGACUUCAGGACGUUCGGUUAAGGAAGAAAGUGACGACGAAGAUGCCUCGUAUCUGAAUCCGAGGAAGUAUGAAAGUGACCUAUUGAGUAUUACCACUGAUGCUCGAUCCGAGAAAGUCAAACAUAUCCUAUCUGGUAACGAAGUUGGCGGACCGGUGGAAUGUCUCUUUUGGUCACCCAAGGCCUUUGCACAGUGGAGAAUAAAGGGGAAGGCAUAUGUUGUGGGCGGAAGUUGCUCUGAUACGAUGGAGCUGAAGGCCAGACAGGAAGUUGAACAAUAUCUGCGGCUAAGAGAGGACACGGACAAGCCGUGGAGUUGGGAAAAGGAGAUGACCACUCAGUUUGCCAACCUGUCUCCUGGCAUGAGAGAUACAUUCAGACAAGCUCUUCCCGGCUCACCAAAGUCAGGGCCGGCACCAGAGCUACAGAAUGGCGGAAAGGGGCUCGUCGAUCUGACUGACCCCGUGGCGAGGAAGAACUUCAGGGUUGUGGUUAUCAAGCCAGAAGAGGUGGAAUAUAUCCAUGACGAGGGCCCUGGAAAUAUAAGGAACGAGAGAUCCAGGUGGAAGUUGGUGCCGUCAGAUAGCCAAUACACAUGGCGCUGGGAGGAAGAGCAGCUAUGGCCUUGA
This is a messenger RNA of Trichophyton rubrum CBS 118892, 816 nucleotides long. RefSeq lists its product as uncharacterized. NCBI's taxonomy places the organism in Eukaryota, Fungi, Ascomycota, Eurotiomycetes, Onygenales, Arthrodermataceae. The coding region runs from base 1 to 816 and encodes 271 amino acids. The transcript has 2 exons. Gene Ontology annotation, molecular function: FMN binding. The record is from RefSeq and is a predicted model, not a curated record.